AUGGACCCGAUCACCACAAUCGGACUCCUUGGCUCAAUAGCCAACCUCAUCACCAUCACUGGAGAGACAAUUCAGCUGGUAAGAAGCUUCAAGGAUGGCGAGCGCGAGCUAGCGGAUUUAUCCAACCAGCUAUCACUUUUUGAAGAAAACCUCAAAGGCUUUGACCGGGUCUUCCGAAAUCGUCGGGUUGUCCACCAGAUCUCGGUGGAGACGGUGAAGAAUGGCAUUGACGAGAGUUCCGCGACACUGAAGGACUUGAGGAAGCGACUUCAACAAAUCGCCAGGUCGGAGAGCUCAACUAUCAGACGCAUGAGAUGGGUUCAGCACAAGUCGAGCCUCGAGAGGAUCGAUGGCCGCAUCAAGGGCCAGUGUGCAAUGCUGCACAGCUUGGUCUCGGUUGCUCAAAUGGAAAUUAUGUUGGCCAUGUGUAGCCAAAAUCCCCAACUUCUCGAGAUCUGCUCCAACGUUGCGGAGGAGAUGGCGAGAGACACGAUUGACCGGCGUGAUCUUCCUCUCCUUCGCACACCUACCGACCCUGCCCCCAGAGUCGACCGCCGACCAGCCGCGUACCAGGAAGAAAACAUAAGAGCGGUCGUGAGAAACUCUGUAUCAUCGGCGAAUUCGUCAGACGGCUCAUUAUUGGCACCUGGAGCGUGGAAUAUGCCUCGACGGAACUCUUCAUCGACUGGGUCAAGCAUCGGCAGUUCAACAGCCUCACCAGCAACAUCCAUUUUUUCGAGUCUCAAUGAGUCGGCUUCGUCGAUCACUGUCCCAGAUCAAGAUGAAACUAUACAAAGUCCGAGUCUUGUACGCGCCAACAGAGCUAGGACUGCCGACACAGGUGCCCUGGUGAUUCGCCGCGCCUGUCGAUUCGACUGCUACUGCCGAUGCCACAAGCAAAGCAUGGAGGUUUCUAACGACCUAUUCUCCAAGUUCAACUCGAGCAUAUUCAAGCAAUCAAAGGCUACACGAAUCGAAUGCUCUGAGCCAGACUGUGCGGGAGCAACAUCCUCACAGACCCGAGUCUUACCAUCCGCUUUCUUCCAUCGAGCCGUUUCACGUUUGGCUUCGAUGCAAGGAGUGAGGCUCAGGUACAAUCUCAACACAUAUCGAAUGGUGCCAGAAGGUUCUGAUGCAAUGCGAUAUGUUAAACAUGGCAACCUGGACAAGCUGAAGAUGUCCAUCUCAUCCAGGGAGGCCUCACCCUGGGAUACGGCCCCUGAUGGGUGGUCUCUCUUACAUACCGCGGUCUAUGCAAGACAGCUACCGACCGUAAAAUAUCUCUGCGACAUCGGCGUUGAUACUGAAGUCGCAGACCUUGGAGCUAGAAAACCGGUCGACCUGGCGAUUCUCAAGUCCCUAGCCGCAGACGCAACUGAAGUAGAGAAAGAGAUUGUGCGCAUAUUCGCCAAAGACGACGACUAUCUCGAAGACUUUGAAUUCACCCCCAUCCACAUCGCCGUUCUGGAUCUCUACGACGCCAGCGAUCCGGAGCGACCGAAGCUGGAGGACCUCAUUGAAUUUUUGGAUAAUGCGAACAAUGCUCCGCCGGGGACAAACUGGGCACGAUGGAAGAGUCGAUACCAAAAACGAUCACCGUUGUAUGCGGCCAUCACCGAGCAGUUCCGCGUGUCCGCCUUGGAAAGCGACGGCGCGCGCAAAGUGAUCCAUAAUCUCCUCGACCAGAAGGACCGAAAGUUCCACUGGACUCCCCUGCAUUGGGCCGCAGUGACCAAUCGUGCCGACAAGAUGAGGAUUCUAGUCGAACAUGGUGCCGACCCCUUCAUCCAGUCCAACCUGAAUGCGAAUAUCAUCCAUGCCGCGGUCGAGUCGAAUGCGUUGCAGAGCUUGGGCUACGCACUCGAGCUGAGCAGAUGCUAUCCGGAGCAGUUGAACAUCAAUCAGCCCAAUAUCUGGGGAGAGUCACCGCUGAUGAUGGCCGCGCAGGGGUGUCUAGUGGAUUGUGUCCGGUUGUUGCUGGCCGAGGGAGCUGAUCGCGCAGUAAGACAGGAGAAUCAACAGGUGGCGCUUCAUUACGCAGGAUUAUCCUCUCGAGGAGAAAGCAGACGGCAGACGGUUGCCUUACUUUGCCAGAACAGCGGACAAGACUUCCACCCUAUCAACUCGCAGGACGAGGAUGGACGACCGCCACUGUUCGACCUUCUGGAUGAUGCGAAAUGCGUGGAGGAGCUGAUACGCAAUGGUGCCAACCUAAGCAUACAGGACAUAACAGGGAAGAAUGUAUACCAUCAUGUAUGCAUACAGGACGAGAGCGAGUCUCUGAGGACCCUCCUACGGCUAUACCCGAGCACCGCCCUGUUGAAGCAAAAAGACCAUGAUGGGAACACUCCGCUCAUCGAAGCACUGCAGCACGAAAGUACAAGGAGCGCAAUAAUUCUUCUUGACUCUGACGAUGUUGGCGAUGUGUACGGAGGAGAUGGAUGGGCAGCGGUUCACUAUGCAACCAAAGUUGGAGAUCCGCGGCUGUUGGAGAAAGUGCUACAGCAUUCAAGCUACAGGAAAGGAAUGAGAACUCGCGAUGGGAAAACAGCCCAGGUAAUUGCGAUGGAGUCUGGAACAUGGUGUGGGCAAGUAAAGGAACUCUUGAGGAAGUAUAACUCGCUGGCAUGA
Molecule: messenger RNA, 2631 nt
Organism: Aspergillus lentulus
Lineage: Eukaryota; Fungi; Ascomycota; Eurotiomycetes; Eurotiales; Aspergillaceae
Product: ankyrin repeat domain-containing protein
Molecular function (GO): protein binding
Source: RefSeq, a predicted model, not a curated record